Messenger RNA from Chenopodium quinoa (quinoa), 1187 nucleotides. RefSeq names its product probable histone chaperone ASF1A. Bases 194 to 817 code for a protein of 207 amino acids. Gene Ontology annotation, biological process: DNA replication-dependent chromatin assembly. The record is from RefSeq and is a predicted model, not a curated record. NCBI's taxonomy places the organism in Eukaryota, Viridiplantae, Streptophyta, Magnoliopsida, Caryophyllales, Amaranthaceae. Gene Ontology annotation, cellular component: nucleus. The transcript is spliced from 4 exons. Gene Ontology annotation, molecular function: histone binding.
UUUUCCCUCCCUAAUUUCCCCCAAAUUUUCAGAUUUUCCCUCCUUUUUCUUUCGCCUACAAAUUAAAGACUCAAUUUUUCUGGGUUUCUCUUAUUUUCAAUCUCAUUUCAAAGUUCUUAGAUUCGUCUUCCUUUACUUCAUCUUCUUUACUCGCCACCAUAUUUGUGUUCUUAAGCAGUCAGAAAGAAAUUCGAUGAGUGCAGUCAACAUUACUAAUGUUGCCAUUUUGGAUAAUCCAGCACCGUUUCUCAGUCCAUUUCAAUUCGAGAUGUCCUAUGAGUGUGUCGUUUCUCUUAAAGAUGAUAUAGAAUGGAAACUCAUCUAUGUGGGAUCAGCUGAAGAUGAGACUUAUGAUCAACUCUUGGAAAGCGUGCUUGUAGGACCUGUCAACGUGGGCAACUAUCGUUUUGUUCUUCAGGCAGACCCACCAGAUCCAUCCAAAAUUCGCGAAGAAGAUAUCAUUGGUGUCACGGUGUUGCUAUUGACAUGCUCUUACAUGGGACAAGAAUUUAUCAGAGUUGGAUAUUAUGUGAACAAUGACUAUGACAAUGAACAAUUAAGAGAAGAACCACCUCAGAAGGUGUUGCUUGAUAGAGUUCAAAGGAAUAUUUUGACUGAUAAGCCAAGGGUUACAAAAUUUCCCAUAAAUUUUCACCCAGAAGAGACUGAACACAGUGAGCAGCCUGCAGCAUCACCUCAUGAGCAACCUGCAGAAAUCAUUGAUCAAGAGCAACUUCCACCACAAGAGCAGCCUGCAGAAAGCAAUGGACAGAACAAAAUCCCGCCACCAUCACCAUCUCUGGAUAAGCCGGAAUAGAUUUUCGCAAAAUAAUUGUAGUUGCUUCUUGCUGAUAGCAAGAGAGAACUAGUCACAAUGAUUUUGAUAGCAAUUCUAGAGGAUGUGAAACCGCAUAGAAAUCAUACAAUGUGAAUUGUUUUAGGAGAUGCUCAAAUGUACACAGUACGCUUGUAUUGUUAGAUCAGCAAUCACAUACUAGUUUGAACCUCAUUAUUUAUAAUGAUCAGCCUUCAGUUUUGAGAUCUUAGUGUGCUCCUGGUUUAGUGUAUCUUAUUGUUACUGUAAGUCUGUAACCAUGUGCAUGUCUAUGGUCAUGUCCGUCAAACUUCAAAGACAUUACUUUGAUUUCUGGUAACUGAGUUUUAUGUCGUGUUUGUUUCCUUUUUCC